AUGUUAGGACAAAAAUUACAACGUAAAAAGAAAAUAACAACUAGUAAAACUACUAAUGUUGCAUUAGAAAGUAGUUUAACAUCAAUGGAUUGGUUACCAAAAAUGCAAAUAGGAGAAAAUCCAUUACCAUCAUCGACAACAUCUAUUAAAGAAUCAUUAUUAAAUCCAUCAUCAUCAUCAUCAUUAAAUCCAUCAUCAUCAUCACCAUUAAAUCCAUCAUCAUCAUCAUCAUCAUCAUCACUUCCGAUAACUUUAUCAACAAAAAAUAUUCAACAAAAACUAGAACAAAAUGAUAUUGAAUUACCAACAUCAACUAAUCAUUUGAAACCGCCAUAUAGUUAUGUAACAUUAAUUCGACAAGCUAUAUUAAGUGAUAAUAUGCAAAGAAUGACAUUAAAUGAAAUUUAUCAAUGGAUUGUUGAUUCAUAUCCAUAUUUUCGUACAGCACCACCAAAAUGGAAGAAUUCAAUUCGACAUAAUUUAUCAUUGAACAAAUGUUUUAAAAGACUUCAAAGAAAUACAAAUGAUCCAGGCAAAGGUUCUUAUUGGGCAAUUGAUGAAUCAAAUGAAAUUAAUCAUCAAUCGAAUUCUCGUAAACGACGAUUUGAUACACAACAAUCUCUUCCGAUAUUAUCUUCAUCACCAAUUAAUAUAAAUCAAAAAUCAACAGUUUCUCCGACAAAUAAUAAUCCAAUAAUAUUUGGUGAUAGUAGUAAUAUUGGUGGACAAUCAUUAUCAACGGAUGAAUCAGAUUCGACUAUGUCACUUGCAGUAAAUUCUACAUUAAUACAUUGGGAUGACUUGAACCUUGAUUUAACUGCUUCAUCUCAUCGAGUUUGUGAGCAAAUUCUCGAUGGUCCAUCUACGACAUGGACCACAAAUUCUGAUCCAUCAUCGACAAAUAUUAUUAUUCCAAAUUCUUGGAGUCAUGAUAUUUUUUCUCAUGGAGAAACAAAUAGUUUUUUUGAAAAUGUCAAAUUGGCAUCGAGUGGUGAAAUUAAUUGGAAUGAUAUUGAUGUUAAACCUUAUUGUGAAUUUCUUGAUGGUUUUCGAACAAAUCCAGCAUUUCAACAACAAGAUCGAGAUAAAUUACUCAAUCUUGCUUCAUCACUUUCAUCUUUUUUCGAUUAUACGAAUGAAUCCAUCAUCGCAAAUCGAUUACCAAUUGUAUCGAAUGGAGCAAUAUUAGAAACAACUAACCAUUUAACUACUCUUCCAGUUGUAAUUGAAGACGAAACUUUUGAUUGGGAUUUAAUUACAUAA
This is a messenger RNA of Rotaria sordida, 1263 nucleotides long. The record is from the annotation of a GenBank genome assembly. Lineage: Eukaryota; Metazoa; Rotifera; Eurotatoria; Philodinida; Philodinidae.